Messenger RNA from Colletotrichum graminicola M1.001, 1104 nucleotides. Its product is annotated as methyltransferase domain-containing protein. NCBI's taxonomy places the organism in Eukaryota, Fungi, Ascomycota, Sordariomycetes, Glomerellales, Glomerellaceae. The record is from RefSeq and is a predicted model, not a curated record. The transcript has 3 exons. Gene Ontology annotation, molecular function: methyltransferase activity. Bases 1 to 1104 code for a protein of 367 amino acids.
AUGGCGGAACAGCAGGCCGUUACAAAAUCUCCUACGGGAUGUCCUUCCCAGUCCCCAGAGGCUGUAAACCAAGCAAACAUUCCCCCGGUUGCUGAGAAUACCGUCGAACCGGCAGCCGAUACUACAAGCGGCCAGGUCGAAGCAACAGUCGACGCUCUAGAGAACAGCGAGGAGGGAGACGGUUAUGAAACAGUCUCAGACGGAAGUUCCAACGAAACUGCAUCGUUAGCUUCAAGCAUUCGUGAUUUUAACUUCGAGAACAAGCGGCGUUAUCACAAGUUCAAGGAAGGCCGGUAUGCGUUCCCCAAUGAUGACGCCGAGCAGGAACGAGAGGACAUGAAGCACGCCAUGGUUGCCACUCUCUGUGGUGGUAAAUUGCACAGUGCCCCUCUGAAGAAUCCUCAGAAGAUCCUAGAUAUCGGCACCGGUACUGGGAUCUGGGCCACAGACACUGAAAUCAAGGGUAUUGAUCUCAGCCCUAUCCAACCAUUGUAUGUACCGGCACAUGUAUCCUUCAUCGUCGAUGAUGCCGAGGCAGAGUGGCUUCAACCUGAGAAUUCGGUUGACUAUGUUCAUGUGCGGAACAUGAGUGCUGCCGUCGAAGAUUGGUCGAGGCUAAUGUCCCAAGCCUAUAGAGUUCUCAAACCAGGAGGCUGGAUUGAGCUCCAGGAAAUGAAGUGGAGCUUCAACUGUGACGACGGAACCAUGCCUUCUACUUACGCCGUGACGAAAAUGAUCAAACUCAUUUGGGAGGGUCUUGGGAAAUUUGGAAUCGAGGCAGAUGUAGCAGACACCAACCCUCAACGACUGAAAGAUGCUGGCUUCAUUAACCAGGUUCAUGAUGUGAGAAAGGUUCCAGUUGGCGAAUGGCCUAAGAGAGAAGACCUGAAAAAGAUCGGAGCAUACUUCAAGGCUGUAAUAUAUGAUGGCCUGUAUGGAAUCACUGUUGGACCGCUUACUAGAGGACUGGGAUGGACUGCAGAAGAAGUGGAGGUAUUCUUGAUUGAUGUACGGAAGGAUCUGCUGCAGACGUCUAUCCACUCAUACGUAUUCUAUCACAGUGUUGCGGGCCAGAAGCCGGAGGAAACGGAAGUCACUGUCUAG